Molecule: messenger RNA, 820 nt
Organism: Eucalyptus grandis
Lineage: Eukaryota; Viridiplantae; Streptophyta; Magnoliopsida; Myrtales; Myrtaceae
Exons: 3
Coding region: 165-503 (112 amino acids)
Source: RefSeq, a predicted model, not a curated record
CAAACCUUUGGAGCCCGAAAGUACUGGGGAGAUCAAGAAAAGCCCGUGGAGGUUGCUCAUCAGAUCGACGGAAACAACUUCAAGCAAAAGCCCAUCGCCCUCGUCUCGUUCGAUUCAAGCUGCAGGAGUGACGUCAUCACAGCCGGCGCCCGGAUCGAUCGGAGAUGGAGGACAAGCCGCCGGCGAAGGAGGGCGACGUGUCGCCGGCGACGGCGGUCCUGCUCGGCGCUCUCGCGCCGGGAGUCAACGGUCCGACGUGGAACGCGCUGAAGAUGGCGUUCGUGAUGCUGGGUGGGUCGCUGGCCGUCAUGAUGGGCUUGGCCUUCUCUUCGAGCGAUUCUUGGUUGACCCUCCACGUGUCGUUCCUCGUGAUGAUCACGCUCGCUCUGUUCUCGCUUCUUAGCUGGUUUCUGGCACAAACCGGAUUGGUUUCAGUUGACAGUCAAAUGCAGGAUCUUAAUUUAGUGCCAAAUGAUCAGACCAAGAAAGAAAAAGUUCGCUGAUACGGUCCCAUGGUCUCAUCAAGUGUAAAUGCCAAGGCUGACAAUUUUCAAGGUUACUCAUGCAUGACUUUGGAGAAGCGAGACAGGCAAAUUUUUCGAAGAACUGUAACGCCAACAAUAGGACACCCCAGCUUGUCUCUCUGCUCAUGAGAUUUUGGUCUGUAAUUUUUGGGUCUCAUCUCAGCUUAUUUUUCUCUCAUGGGCUUUACCCAGGAUUAAAAUACUUAAACACAUUUAUUUAUAAUUUUCAAUUCUUUCAGAUGUGCAAACAUGUACUUUCGAAAAACUGAAUACAGAUGCACUUUUUCACCCCGUUA